AUGCCCUCUAUAUUCAAUCUGGACUUAUUCUCUGCAGUGCUGCUGGCAGCUCUGCUUCUGUGUGUGUCGGGUGCUCCGCUUGGAGAUGAAAGUAUGGCAGGUGCCUCCUCAGGUGAUGAGAUGGAGGAGGAGAAGAUUUUCUCUGUCAGUGAUUUAGCGAACUUGAAGGAGCUCAUUCAUUCUAUCCGCCUACACCAGAAAGCGUUUGAACGCGAAUCCCAGAACAUCGAUGAUUAUGAUUUGAAGCCCUAUGACCCCCCUAUCAUCCCGGAGAAGUGCAAUGCCACCAACUUCAGAAAGCUGAUGGAUGAAGAUGGGGUUGAUCAGAUAACUGACAGUGUUUGGCUUUCCUCUGUGCAGGAAUCUUGUCUCCAGAGGCUGGUCCAGGGUCUGUACAUCUACUCGGUUUAUCUCAAGAGCGCAGAGAAGGAGUACCCCAGGAGUUUGAACUUCUCUGCCUCCCAGUCAAAUAUCAGCAAGCUGAUCAACCUGAUCAACAUACUCAAACAAAAAAUGAAAAAUCCCAAUCGAGUCACAGGACCAGCCAGCAGUGAGGAGCAGAUGCUCAAGGUCAACAGUCCGUAUGCUUUCCAUAGAAAGAUGAAAGCGCACAACAUCCUGAAUCAUCUCUUUGAUUUCCUCAAAGAAGCGAAAAGAUCUAUCUGUAGAAUGGAGAUGAAGACCAGGAGAAAUAUGGCAGCAGGAAUACGGCAACCAUCGGGGGAUAUCGAUUGCUAA
Messenger RNA from Archocentrus centrarchus (flier cichlid), 738 nucleotides. Its product is annotated as interleukin-6-like. Bases 1 to 738 code for a protein of 245 amino acids. Lineage: Eukaryota; Metazoa; Chordata; Actinopteri; Cichliformes; Cichlidae. Gene Ontology annotation, cellular component: extracellular region. The transcript is spliced from 5 exons. Gene Ontology annotation, molecular function: cytokine activity; interleukin-6 receptor binding. The record is from RefSeq and is a predicted model, not a curated record. Gene Ontology annotation, biological process: immune response; cell differentiation.